AUGAGAGCAGUUGUGAGGUUAUGCCCUCAUCAUACUUAUCCGACCAAUAAUAAUAAUAAUAUUAAUAAUUCAUUGAAGACCGGAAGGGAAACAUCAGAGGUUCCCUCACCAAACUAUUAUUAUGAAGCAACGGAUUUGGAACAUUUUACAGUGUAUGAAAAUAAUGUUAGGGAAAAUGGAAAAACCUUCGAAUGUAAACAUAUUUAUGAUAGCAGUGCAACACAAUUUGAUAUUUUUGCUAAUGAAGUAGUUCCGUUGAUUGAGAAAUGCUUUCAGGCUCAGGAUUGUGCUGUUCUUUAUUUCGGAAGUGAUUUUGCUGGAAAACGAUUUUCACUAGAAGGAUUACCUGAAUAUCCAGGAUUUUUCUAUAGAACUAUUGAGCUUUUAUUUGACACAAUAGCUGGUGAGGAUCCUUCAAACAAAUGUAGACUAUUUUACUCUUCCUUCACUAUUGAGAAGGAAACGAUAUUCGACAACUUGCCUAGUGAUUCCAGUUCUCAAAUAAAAUUGAGAGAUGAUAAAAAGAAAGGAAUAAUAGCAGAGGGUGGAACCUUAAUAGAACUGUACGAUAUUCAACAAGCUCUUCAAGUUUAUUAUGAAUCAACAAUAUGUAAGACAACGCCAGCUAGUGUUGAAACGAAAAAGACAAUAACCAAGAGCUCUGCUAAAACAAGUUCAGCCACAGAAAGGAAAACCACUAAUUCAGAUCUAGAAAAGAAAACUCAAGAAGUUGACGCCUUAACAAGAGAAAACAGAGAACUUUCUGAUAAGAUGAAGGCAAUAGAGGACCAAUUAAGGAAGAUCCAAGAAAAACAAGAAAAGCAAACGAUUCAAAUUAAUGCUCUAUCGCCAACAAAACCAAAAGACGAUGAUGGAUUACGGGUUUCAAAAAAGAUGGCCAGACCUUCUUCUUCCAAAUCGAUACUGAAUACGAGUGCUAGCAGCGAACUAGACAGAUACAGAGAGGUAAUGGAAGGAACAUUAACAAAGUUAAAAAACCAAAUUAAAUCAUUGGAGAUUGAGAACUCUGAGGUAAAGAAAGAAAUGACUAAACGUGAGAAUACAUACAAGAAGAAAAUCUCAGAGCUUGUAAAUGAUGUCAAAAGAGAUAGUUAUCAAAAGCAAAUUCAAGAAUUACAAACUAGACUGAAUGAGGAAGAAUAUGAAGUCCACAGCCUAGAUGAUGAUAGUGAAUUUAUGAACGAGCCUAGUGAGCUACCUCCUGAAAAAUCUGAUCAUGAAAGAAAGUUGGAAAGAGAAGUAAUUUUACUGAAGGAGGCUCUGCAGUUUGCCCUCUCUCAAAAACAAUCAAAUCCAAACGCUUCACAACAGGGAUCUGGAUCAGAACCUCCAUUAACACCUUCUCAAACGCAACAUAGAAGAACACAAUCGGAAUUCAUUCAAACUUCUCAAUCAUCUCCACCAGACAAUAUAAUUAAUCCAUCUCCAAUUUCUACUCCGAUUCAUUCUUCAUCAACCAUUGAAUCCAUAGAAUCCGACAAUAAUUUCGUAACGCCAACAACUCUUAUUAACAACCAAGAAUCAAGUCAAAAGUCAACAACCCAUCACGAAAGAAAAUUUAAAUCAAAACAUUUUUCAUUAUUCGAAUUAAAUGGAAAGGAAGAUAAUAGUCACAUCUACACACCUUCUUCAUUGAUAUUUUAUACUCCAUCAUCAAGAAAGAAAUCACUUGUUGUUUCGAAUAAUAACAAUCCAAAUAAUGAUAUUGAUAAUAAUUUACUUUUAACACCCCGAGCUACAACAACUUCGACCGAAAUGAGCUUGUCACCAACACCCAAAAUGAGAACAAGCUCACUUUUUGUAAAAUCACCAAAUACCAAAGAGAAAUCACCUCAUCAGCAAACAUUGUCAUUGGAAGAGUUUCCAUUGCCAGAUUUUUCAAGUUUGAGAAAAUUUAAUCAUAUUACUUUUGAUCAAUUUGAGAUAAAUCAAACAAAUCAACAACAAACUAAACUAGAGAAUGAUACAGCGGGAGUAAUUGAAGAAAGUGAACUUUUGAUAGAGGAUGGAAAGCCUUCAAGUGUGAGGAAUGAGUUUUUUCAAAGCCCUUUGCCAAGCGUAAACGAACUAUUAACUCAAAAUGUAGAGAAGAAGGAAAAUACUGUAAAUAUUGGUCCUUAUUCGAUUUAUACAGACACCGAGUAUCCAUUAAAAUCUAAUUCUAAAACCAUUGAAAUGGUUUUCGGUAAUAUUACUAAGAAUUUACCUGAGAAUGAAAGUGGUAUUACUGAUAAAUACUUUUAUGAUGGAAUUAAUACCAUAACAAAUGAGAAAGUGAAUGUAAUAAGUCAAUUAGUUAGUGCAGAGUUUGUAGAAACAUACAGAGAAAGAUCGAAAAAGUUACUUUUAAUAGAUAAUGUAACUGGAAUAAUCAGAUUUUUGGACGUUGCUGAAAUCCAAUUGAACAAAAAUAAUAUUGAGUCUAUCGAUUUCAAUACUGGAAACAUUUCAUCAGCUGGCUCAAUAUUCUACAUUUUCGUAGAGCCUUGUUUAUUAAUGUACAAAAUUAUUCAAAAGACUAAAAUAGAGGAAAAGAAAUUUUCUUACCCAAUUUUAUUAGAAUGGUUGAGCCAAUUAUCUGAUGGAUUAGCAAAUAUUCAUGAGCAACUUGAGACUGUGCAUGGAAAUAUUGACGUGAACUCUAUAUUUUUCUCCAAACUUGAAGAAAGUAUGAAAAUAGGAAACAUGCUACUUAUUACACCACAAAUUCUUGCAAGUGCUGAUCCAAUGAAAUCUCCAAGUAUUGACAAACCAAGUGAGAGAAUGUUUGAAGCCACUUCAAAUAAGCCAAUAUAUCACUCAUUUACACCUCUAGACUUGGGAGGAGACAGAUGUUGUCACUAUGACCCAAGUUGCAGACCUAACAUGAGAGAAUUAUGUCAACAACUUGCUCUUUUAAAGAAAUAUAGAAGUAUUUCUGGAUCCACAACAACCAGUUCAACUUUCAAUACCUCAUUUUACGAAAAUGAUGUUAAUCAAUAUCAGAAAAGAUUAGACGAUAUUCGUGUAAACAUGGAAUUGGGAAGUAUUUUGAGCGAUUUAUAUGAAUGUGAGGAUGGAGCAAGUGAAAAACAAUCUGGUAACAGAUUACCAACAAGAAAUAGUAACAGCUACGACAUUUUACCACUAUCAAGUAUGGAUGGCCCAGCUGUUCUUCCCUCUCUUAUUUCAAUAGGUAGAACAAUUAUGAGAUACGUUAAUAAGCACUACAAAAUCAAAGACAAGAAAAAGAAGAAACUAAAAUUAGCAACUAUGAAAACAAAACUAAUGAAAAUUGCACAUAUACAAGAAACAGAAGUUGAUAACAGAAGAUCUAGUAAAAAAACCUUGGAGGAAGAGUUGAAAUUGAGAAACCACACCAGAGUCUUUGAACAUCAAGAAGAGGUAGAUCUCAAAAUACUCCAAGCUAAAAUUGCCAAUCAAUACUCAAUAAUUUCAGUAAUUGGGAGUGGUAGUCAGGGAACUGUCAUCAAAGCAUUCGAUAGCCAAAAUAAUAGAUUUGUAGCAAUCAAACGUAUUAGAAUGAAGGAUAAUAAUGAUACCAUGUUGGCCUCCAAAGAAAUUUCAGCCAUGUUCUCACUCAAUGACAAUGAUAACAUUUGUAAAAUUUACAACUGGUUUAUUUAUUGUGAGAAUAGAGAAGAUAAGAAAAUAAUUACCUCAGAAAAUCUUUCAGAUAGUGAGGAUGAGCAUGAUUUUGAUGAGGAAGAUGACGAGGAGGAUGAGUACGAUUUCAAGGAUUAUGCUAACGAGACUUGGUACAUUGGAAUUGUAAUGGAAUAUUGUUCUGAAGGAGAUUUGAGAAAAGCCAUGAGAUACUGUAGAGAAUGCAAUACUUACUUUAAAAAUUCAACAGUUAAAAAGUGGCUCAAUGAGUUGAUUUGUGCAACAGAUUAUAUUCAUAGAAGAAAUUUAAUGCACAGGGAUAUUUCUACAAAGAAUAUUUUCCUUCAUAGCAACACUGAAUUACAACCAUCUAGCACAUUAAUUGGAACACCUCCAUCAUAUUUUGACGCUUGUCAUGUAAAAAUUGGAGAUAUGGGACUUUCCAUAAAGUUAGAAGAACUCAAUAGAAAUAACUCGGCUUGGGGAACCAGACGAUGGAUGGCACCUGAGCAACGGUUGGGUAAAAGAUAUGACUCUACUGUGGAUAUUUGGAGUUUAGGAUGUAUUGCAUUAGAAAUGGUUUUACAAUAUUCGUAUUCGAUGGUUGUAAAGUCAAGUAAUUCAAUGGACAAUAUGGAUCAUGAUAUGAGACAUGUGGACUAUUAUCAAGAAAUUAAGAAUAAUCCUAACUUUUUGAAUGAUAUACUAAGACCACUGGAGUCAUACUAUGAUGACAAUAUAAUAGAAUUCAUUAAAAAGUGCCUUGUUAUUGAACCAUGGAAACGAGCCAAGGCUCAACAAUUAUAUGGCCUACUCAAUCAAGAUAUUAGAUCAGUGGAGAACGCUGAGGUUCACUAUGACCAGAGCCUUGAAGAGUUUCAUCCAUCUCCCUUCUCUGUGGAAAAGAAAGGAUUGGAACAACUCCAUGCAGCAACACCCACCGCUGCCAAUAUCCCUAACAAAUUAAUUGAAAAUGCAAGUCUAAGUAACUUGGCGCUCUUACAAAACGAAAGGGAUAAAGUGAAUGCAUUGAUAGAGAAAGUAGAAGAAUCACAAAGUAUUCGUAAAAUAUCCAAUCCAGUAUUUAUAGAGCUUGGAGCUGAUAACAAAAAAUAUACUAAACCAGAACCAAAAGCAACCCACAAACUAACAUCCACCAUGACAAUCGAAAGUAGAAAUGUUCUCACAAGCCAUGGAUUAAGCACAUUUUUCAAAGAAAUUGAAGUUGAAGAAAAUCAUGAAAAAGAAAGCCAAUCACUGAAAGACCACAAUGAAUCCUCAUCAAGCAAUAAUGAAAUGCUUCCAGAAGAAUUUUCCACACAAGUUAAAAGAGGUCAUGAAAAGUCACUCCACAAACUCUUGCAAAAAUCAAUAUCUGAUUGGACAACAAACGAUGUAGGAAUUUGGCUCAUUUCAAUUGAUUUUAGCAAAUUUGUUGAGAAUUUUCAAUCUCAGAAUAUUACCGGAAGAGCUUUAUUGUUAAUAAGAGAAGAAGAUAUGAAAGAUGUGGGUGUAGUUAAAUUGGGAGACAAACUUUUAUUGUGGAACAUGAUUCAGAAUUUAAGACAACUUCACGAUAGAAAGCAAAAGAAAUAAAAGUCCAGGCUAUUCUAG
Naegleria gruberi is the source of this 5241-nucleotide messenger RNA. Its product is annotated as kinesin. Gene Ontology annotation, cellular component: cytoplasm. The transcript is spliced from 7 exons. The record is from RefSeq and is a predicted model, not a curated record. Gene Ontology annotation, biological process: protein phosphorylation; microtubule-based movement. Gene Ontology annotation, molecular function: microtubule motor activity; ATP binding; microtubule binding. The coding region runs from base 1 to 5223 and encodes 1740 amino acids. Lineage: Eukaryota; Heterolobosea; Eutetramitea; Acrasida; Naegleriidae.